UUUGAUGGAGACAGCACGUGGGAUUCAUGGGCCUAUAGGGACACAGAAUUAUUUUAGAAUUACAGUCCCAGUAGAGUAGAAGAGUAGGGCACUCAUCAGAAAACCAUUUUACUCUAAUUUCUUCACCAACAAACCUACAAGAUUGAAGCCUAUCUUCCUCGUCUUCUUCACUGCAGAAUUAGGGUUUUGUAACACGCCAUCAGGAACAAUGCCUGAAGAAAUAACCACCGAGUCUGUUGUCAGCAACAUCAUGGAAACCAUUUCCGACUCUGUAUCCAAGCACAAGGAGGAGUUCUUCCCCGGGGAGAAGACCCGGCCCAGGAAAUUAUUCGGGCGUGAAAAACCGGUUCACCAUUGUUUGGGGGGUGGAAAAUCUGCUGAUGUGCUGCUAUGGAGGAACAAGAAGAUAUCAGCGGGCCUUCUCGGCGGCGCAGCUAUAACAUGGAUUUUGUUCGAAUGGCUAAACUACCAUUUCCUUACGCUGCUAAGCUUUGGGAUAGUUAUGGGCAUGUUGGUUCAAUUUGCUUGGCGAAAUGUGUCGUCGUCUGUGCCCCGUCUUGUUAUACCCGACGAGGUUUUUGUUAACGCCGGGGAGGUCGUCGGAGCUGAGGUGAACCACGUGUUAGGGUACUUGCAGGACGUCGCCUGUGAGGGAACUAUGAAGCAGUUUCUAGUGGUAGCGGGUUGCUUGUUUGCUGCAGCGAUUGUAGGGGGCUGGUGCGAUUUCUUGACGUUGAUUUUCAUCGGUUUUGUCGCCGCCCACACAUUGCCUGUCCUGUAUGAAAAAUAUGAGGAUCAGAUCGAUGAUUUUGCUUACAGUGUGCUGGAACAGCUCCAACACAAUUACCGGAAGCUGGAUGCCGGUGUCCUCAGCAAACUACCUAAGACAAAGUUCACUGGUAAGAAGAUCGACUAGAUAUGAAAUUCUUUGUAAAUAUUGCCGGGAACAGAUUUGGGCCGCUUCGCUGUGCUGUGCUACAUCUCAUGUUGUGUUUACGUUUGCUUGACAUCAUCUACUACAUUGUUGCAAAUACUAUUUCUACUUGGCUGUUGUUCGAGUAA
Molecule: messenger RNA, 1062 nt
Organism: Andrographis paniculata
Lineage: Eukaryota; Viridiplantae; Streptophyta; Magnoliopsida; Lamiales; Acanthaceae
Product: reticulon-like protein B8
Exons: 5
Coding region: 209-916 (235 amino acids)
Source: RefSeq, a predicted model, not a curated record